This is a messenger RNA of Maniola jurtina (meadow brown), 3162 nucleotides long. Its product is annotated as phenoloxidase 1-like. The record is from RefSeq and is a predicted model, not a curated record. Gene Ontology annotation, molecular function: oxidoreductase activity. NCBI's taxonomy places the organism in Eukaryota, Metazoa, Arthropoda, Insecta, Lepidoptera, Nymphalidae. The transcript has 13 exons. The coding region runs from base 269 to 2347 and encodes 692 amino acids.
UUCUCACGCCAAUAUUAUCAAUUCAGUUGUGGUUUAUGUCCCUCACUGCUAAAAUGCAAUUUUGCACUCGGAUCCUUAGGAAAAUAAGUAUAAAUUUUAUGGAAUAUCAUAAUACUGACCACAUCACUUCACAGGCUCUGUGAAGUGAGUCUAUGUACCUAAUAUUGUUAUUAUAGAUUAUUUAUUUAAUUUUUCUUAAAGAUUUUAAUUUUUAAUUUAAUUUUCUUUUUUUAAUAUUUUAUUUUGAAGUAACUAAUAGGGAUUAAAAAUGGCUAACAUUGUGGAAGAUUUUAAGCUCCUCUUCGACCGCCCAAAUGAACCUAUGGUGUCAACAAAAGGUGACGAUAAAGUACUCUUCCAACUCACUGAACAGUUUUUGGGAGACAACUACAAAAACAAUGGUAUCGAGAUCAACAAUCGUUUUGGUGAAAACGCCACGCGGGUUGUUCCACUGAAAAGUCUGAAAAGAACGCCCGCGUUUACGAAGGCCAGAAGACUGCCCGUAGAUGCUGAAUUUUCCGUGUUCCUGCCUGCUCACCAAGAAAUGGCAGAUGAAGUUAUUGCUGAGCUUUUAGCUGUACCGGAAAACCAGCUGCAAGAUUUACUUUCAACCUGUGUGUUUGCCCGAGUUCACCUCAACCCACAACUGUUCAACUACAGCUAUUCCGUUGCUUUGAUGCACAGACGUGAUACUAGAAAUAUUCCAAUCCAAAACUUCGCUGAAACUUUUCCUUCUAAAUUCAUUGAUUCGAAAGUUUUCGCUAAAGCUCGAGAGUCGGCUACUGUUUCCAGCAAAGGAGCUCCGCGUAUCCCAAUCAUCAUUCCAAGAGAUUACACUGCUACGGAUUUGGAUAUCGAACACAGACUGGCCUACUGGAGAGAAGAUAUGGGCAUAAAUCUUCACCACUGGCAUUGGCAUCUUGUGUAUCCAUUCUCGUCGACUCAACGCGAAAUUGUUGCUAAAGAUCGCCGCGGCGAACUAUUUUUCUAUAUGCACCAACAAGUGAUUGCCAGAUACAAUGGAGAACGUUUAUUAAAUAAUUUAGCCAGAGUUAAGAAGUUCAGCGACUUCACUGAACCUAUACCGGAAGCAUACUUCCCGAAAUUGGAUAGUUUGACAACGUCGCGCGGGUGGCCUCCGAGGCAAGCGAACAUGCGUUGGUCUGACCUCAAUCGUCCCGUGGACGGCCUCGUCGUGACCAUUGCUGACAUGAACCGUUGGAGAAGGAACAUUGAGGAAGCUAUCUCAACAGGACUGGUCAGACUGCCCAAUGGUUCCACACAGCCUCUGGACAUCGAUACUCUGGGCAACAUCAUAGAGUCCAGCAUUUUAUCGCCCAACCGAGACUUGUACGGCUCACUUCACAACAAUGGACACAGUUUCGCUGGAUACAUGCACGAUCCAACCAAUCGCUACCUGGAAUCCUUCCAAGUAAUGGCCGACGAGGCAACAAACAUGCGUGAUCCGUUCUUCUACCGCUGGCACGCAUUUGUUGACGACCUUUUCCAACGCUUCAAGGAGUCUCCCAACGUUCGUCCUUACACGCGCUCCGAGUUGGAGAACCCAGGUGUUCAGAUAACAGCGGUGAGGGUAGAAAGCUCGACCGGCGACGCGAACGCGCUCAACACGUUCUGGAUGCAGAGCGACGUGGACCUGUCCCGCGGGCUCGACUUCUCCGACCGCGGCCCCGUGUACGCGCGCUUCACCCAUCUCAACCAUCGCCCAUUCCAAUACACAAUUGAAGCUAACAACACCGGCAACGCGCGACGCACCACGGUCCGCAUUUUCAUGUCUCCGAAGUUCGACGAGCGCAACCUGCCGUGGAUCCUCAACGAUCAACGCAAGAUGUUCAUAGAGAUGGACAGAUUCGUUGUGCCAUUGAACGCGGGACAGAACAGAAUCGUCCGCCAGUCGACACAGUCGUCGUUGACCAUCCCAUUCGAGCAGACGUUCCGCGACCUAUCCGCGCAGGGCUCCGACGCCAGGAACCCGAACCUUGCCAGCUUCAACUUCUGCGGCUGCGGCUGGCCACAGCACAUGCUGGUACCGAAGGGCACGGAGCCCGGUGCGCAGUACGAACUCUUCGUCAUGCUCUCCAACUACGAACUUGACAGCAUCAACAAUCCCGAAGGUCAAGAGUUGUCGUGCGUUGAGGCGUCCAGCUUCUGCGGGCUGAAGGAUAGACUGUAUCCCGACAGACGCAACAUGGGAUAUCCAUUCGACCGGCCCUCAACCACGGCCGCCAACAUUCAGGACUUCGCCAACCUACCUAACAUGUCAUUGAUUGACAUUACCAUCCGUCUUCAAAAUAUCACGGAACAGAAUCCAAGAAAUCCUAGAAACUAAAAGCUUUCGAAGUGAAGAUGAAGGGGGUUGUAGAAUUUUGACUUAUUAACGCUGGCGAUCUCUCGGAAUGCCGCGUAUUGGUAUACUGACAUUGAAUCUGCGCAGCGCGUUAUUUAACUAUCCAUUUGGUGGUACAAGACAAUGGAGGUGCAUGUUUCUUAUAAUAAUUCAAUCUACAGUCAACCUUUCACCUCCCGAGCAGAAGUAAAAUACGGAGGAAAAUGUGCGCGGAGUCCACGGAUAUUCUUUUCAUUGUCGUGAGUCAGUUUUUUUCUGACGCCAACUGUGUUACACUUUGAUUCUACAAGUUGCGUUAGUUAUUCGUUAUACCUACCUAAUACAUUGUUAUAUCUAUCUACUACCGAACCCCCUUCGCUCUCACCAGAGUGCUUAGUAUGAAAAACAUUUCACCCACGUUGGUACAAAUCUGGCAUCGGAAUACGGUAACAACAGAGUAAAAUGAACCUAACCGUUCUUAACAAAAUUCAGUAACACAACGUUUUCGCUUGUAAAUGUAACUGUAGGUGUACAUCUAUCGAAUGUAAUCUAGACGAACUUGAGCUUUCAAGUAAAGCAGCAAAGGUACAAUGUCAUACUAAGCACCCUGUCCAUUAGAUUCAAACAAGCUCCGAAAUUAUAAAAAAAAGUGGAAGGUAAAUAAAAAUUAAAUAGCUAAUAGGAUAAUGUAUAAAUAGAAGUAUGUACUAUGUAGUAUGUAACUGAUGUGAUUAAACUUUUAAACUAAGCUAUAUUUAAGUGACCCCAACAGUACCUACUUAUAACAUUAUAUGGAUAAAUAAACAAUUCAGCAUUGA